AUGAUAGAGACACCAAACAAUACGCAAAGGAACAACAACAACAACAAUAACGAGAGCAAUAAUUUUCAACACGUGUUGAGCACGGAAAGGCUCAAGAAUUUACUGUUAUUGAUCGCUUGCAUCGGAAUGUUAUUUAGGAUAUGUAUAGCCAUGUAUCAGCCUCAUUCUGGAAAAUCAAGUCCUCCCAUGUAUGGAGAUUUUGAAGCACAGAGGCAUUGGAUUGAGCUUACAAAACAUUUACCGAUAUCGGAAUGGUAUUUCUAUGAUCUGGAAUAUUGGGGAUUGGAUUAUCCUCCACUCACAGCUUUCCACCAUUACUUGAUGGGAAAGCUUAGUGAUCUAUUUGGAUUAUGUCAAGGAUGUUUUGAUUUUAUGUCCUCUCGAGGAAAUCAAUCCCAUCAAACAGUUAUGUUUAUGAGAGUGUCAGUGAUCCUUUCAGAUUUAGUGUUAUAUAUUCCUGCUUGCUUUUUAUUAUUGAUGGAAUUUAGAGAACGAUACAAAAAUUCCAUGUGGGAAUGUAUUUGGUUGAUAUGUUGCCCAUCACUCGUUCUCAUUGAUCAUGGCCAUUUCCAAUUUAACAACAUAUUUUUGGGAUUUUCUUUAUUUUCCAUAUAUUUCCUCGCACAAUUUCAAAAGAAUGAUAACAACUUAUUCAGUUUGAGCUUGGCAUGCAUCUCAUUUGUUUGUACGAUUUGUUACAAGCAAAUGGCUCUGUAUUAUUCUCUCUCCUUCUUCUUCUUUAUUCUGGCGCAAAUCCUGAGCAGACCAAAAGCAUUUCUAGUGGUAAUACUAAGUGUUAUCACAACGUUUGGUGUAAUUUUUGCUCCAUUUCUCUUGCAGAAAGAUGGAUUGAAUGUAUUUUUACAAGUUAUUCACAGAAUGUUUCCUUUUAAGAGAGGACUUUUCGAGGACAAGGUCGCUAGUUUUUGGUGUUCGACAUCAAUACUCAUCAAAUGGAAUCAACUUUUCAAUGAGAAGGCGCUUAUUAGACUGUCUACAAUAUCCACUCUCGUCGUUGCACUUCCUUCUUGCUUGCAUUUAUUCUACAAAGUUUGGUCAAAGAAAAGUUCAGUAUCUCCACAAUAUUUGCAGAGUUUAUUCUUCAUUAAUUUAGCCAUUGUAUCCUUCUCCUUUUAUUUGUUUUCCUUCCAGGUGCACGAAAAGACCAUUUUGCUUCCCUUACUUCCUUGCUUGCUUAUUUAUAUUCAGAACAUUCAAAAGCUAUCAUUAUCUUCAUUGAUUCCUUUUUUAAAUAUUGUCUCUUGCUUUAGCAUGUAUCCAUUAUUUAUUAAGGACAAUCUGAAAUUAGCAUACAUUCUUGUACAAAUUUUAUCAAUCAUGAUGAGCUAUGUGAAUUUUGGAAAACUCGGAAAAUUAUGGAAGAUUGUGGUGGUAUUGAGCUUGACAGGAAUGGUAGUGAUCCAUUUAGUGAUGCAUUUUGCAACACCUCCACAUAGAUAUCCAGACUUAUUCGUAUUGAUGUGCACAACUUUUAGUUUUGCACACUUCAUCAUGUUUACAUGUUUGUUGUACUUUGUGCAGUUUUUCAAACUUGACACCAAGAUUGACUAG
Molecule: messenger RNA, 1572 nt
Organism: Naegleria fowleri
Lineage: Eukaryota; Heterolobosea; Eutetramitea; Acrasida; Naegleriidae
Exons: 1
Coding region: 1-1572 (523 amino acids)
Biological process (GO): protein N-linked glycosylation
Cellular component (GO): endoplasmic reticulum membrane
Molecular function (GO): dolichyl pyrophosphate Man9GlcNAc2 alpha-1,3-glucosyltransferase activity
Source: RefSeq, a predicted model, not a curated record